Leopardus geoffroyi (Geoffroy's cat) is the source of this 545-nucleotide messenger RNA. It is a transcript of the gene S100A5, whose product is annotated as S100 calcium binding protein A5. Gene Ontology annotation, molecular function: calcium ion binding. NCBI's taxonomy places the organism in Eukaryota, Metazoa, Chordata, Mammalia, Carnivora, Felidae. The coding region runs from base 144 to 425 and encodes 93 amino acids. The record is from RefSeq and is a predicted model, not a curated record. The transcript is spliced from 2 exons. Gene Ontology annotation, cellular component: nucleus; cytoplasm.
AGAUUUCUGUCUCACCCAGGGUUCCAGUUUCUGGUCCUUUAGAGAAAGCCUUGGGGCUGGGCUGGUGAUGGGGAAGCAGAAGGUCCGGCUUCCGGAGGACGGUGAUCCUCUCCUCCCCCUUCACCCUCCAGAGCCACACACUGAUGGAGACACCUCUUGAGAAGGCCCUGACCACUAUGGUCACCACUUUCCACAAAUAUUCGGGGAGAGAAGGCAGCAAACUGACCCUGAGCAGGAAGGAACUCAAGGAGCUGAUCAAGAAGGAGCUGUGUCUUGGAGAGAAGAUGAAGGAGAGCAGCAUUGAUGACCUGAUGAAGAGCUUGGACAAGAACCGUGACCAGGAGAUCGACUUCAAGGAGUACUCAGUGUUCCUGACCACUCUGUGCAUGGCCUACAAUGACUUCUUCCUGGAGGACAGCAAGUGACCAGAGCUCAGCCCCUUGCCCGUCACAGACCCUCUGUGGACCCUUGCCCUCCUCUCCCUUCCGGACAGACCCUGCUUCGGCCUUCCCUUCUGGCAGGGGAAAUAAAAAUGUUUGAUUCCA